This is a messenger RNA of Monodelphis domestica (gray short-tailed opossum), 7134 nucleotides long. RefSeq names its product coiled-coil domain containing 177 (gene CCDC177). The record is from RefSeq and is a predicted model, not a curated record. Lineage: Eukaryota; Metazoa; Chordata; Mammalia; Didelphimorphia; Didelphidae.
CACAAGGCUUGGUCGGGAUCAGUCCCUGGGAAGCAGAGGCUGACAGAAGCUGAUACAGCCAACAGGAUUUUACUUGACAAUUCAGGUCGUGUGUGCGCAGGGUUUGCUGGGAACCAUGGAGAGGCUUCUGAUGCUAUUGCUGCGGCCGCCGCCACCGCUAGUGUUGAGACGGCUGCCUCCGGUAACCUGAUCCAGCCAUCGAACAGAUUGCUGGAAGGGCUGAAGCCAAACAGAAAGAGCACAGGGAUAAAGGCCAUUGAGGCUACCUCCAUCGUCCGGGAAAGUGCUUUGCUUCACAAACUGGACAGGGCUGAACCAUGGUGGACCCUGUGCCUGAGGAGGAGGAGGAAAAGGCAGGAGCUGAACCAAACAGUGUUGGAGAAGAUGGGGCAGCCGCAGCUGCAUCCUCUGCCCCUACUGGUGCCCAGCAACCUCCCAAUGGAACAUCUGCCUCUCCAAGCGUUCCCAGCAAAGCCGAGGGCCUGUCGAGCUACAGGGAAGGUCGGCAGCGGGAACAGUCGCCUAUGCUUCACCUUGAUCUGUUCAAUUUUGACUGUCCAGAAGCAGAGGGCAGCCGCUAUGUGCUCACCAGCCCCCGCUCAUUGGAGGCCUGUGCUAGAUGUGCAGUUAAGCCUGUGGAGCUGUUGCCUCGGGCACUGGCUGAUUUGGUGCGUGAAGCCCCAGGCCGCUCUAUGCGGGUGGCUACAGGGCUUUAUGAAGUGUAUGAGGCGGAGCGUCUAGCCAAGCUGCAGCAGUGCCGGGCUGAGCGCGAGCGCAUCAUCAGGGAGGAAAAACGACGUCUCUUCACUCCUCUGGGCUCCACAACAGCAGUUCCGACUACAGGUCCAGUCCUGUCUGCUGGCCCGGGCAGCAGCAGCAGCUGCAGCAGUAGCGCAAGCCUUCCAGCUUCACCUGCUCCCCGCGCUACCCGCAAAUCCUCUUCGUCUCCCUCGCAGGGUCGAACCAAGCCUCCUCCAGCUGCCUCCAGAUCAGGCAAAAAGAGUCACUCACUUGAUUCCCUGUCCCGCCGGCGAGAAGGUGCUCUAAGCUCAGAAUCUGGGGCCUCUUCUUCCUCCUACAGUGGUGAUAGUCUAAAGGAGCACUGGCUCCCCCGAAGCCCAGCCACUGGAGGACUCCUUGCCGGGUCUGCUGCCUCAGCCCCUAAUCCCCAGACUCGGCCGUCCGUCUUGACCCUCACUCCACUAUCGGGUCGCAGUUUCAGUUUGAGUGACCUAUGCCAUUCACCACAGACAACCCGUCAUGUGGAGAGAAUAGUGCGCCAGGUCCGUGAAGAGAAGGGCCUCCGCGGAUUGCCAGAACGUGAUCGUAAGAUUGCGGCUCUUAUGCUAGCCCGGCACCAGGAAGAAGAGCUCCUGCGUGAACAGCAAGCGCUUGCCCACGGCCAGUGGGAGCUGCAGCGGACCGAGGCCAUGAAGCAACGAGAGAAAGAGGAGAAGGAGAAGCAAAGGGCUCUUAUGAAAUGUCACCAGGUUUGGGUAGCACAAGUUGAAGACCGCCUGGACAAGUUGGACCGGGAGGAACGGAGGGCUGCCAGGCGACUGAGGCGCCGGUUUGCUCAAGGCGAGGAGCAGCGGCUUGAACACGUGGAGAGGCAAAGCCAACUUCGGCUUGAGCGGGCUCAGCGGGUGGCCUUGGAAGACAAGAUGCGUAAACUGCAACAAGAGCACAAUCUCAAACUUUGGGAGGAAGGUCGGCAGAAAGAGCGGGAGAGGGUUAGCCAUGCCCGACGGGAGAGGGCAGAGAGGGCAGCCCAAACAAAGCGGAGACAGGACACCUAUAUACAGAGGGAGAAGCAGCACCUAAGCCGGGCAGAGCGGGCACAUCAUGAGGCCCUGUUACAGGGGUUGGCCCGAAAAGAGCGGAAGGAAAAUGAAGGACUGCGAAUGUCCCUGGAAGCAAGCCUGGAUCGGGCACAGGAGAACUACGAACUGAUGUUGGCACAACGAAGCCGGCAUUUGCAAGAGAAAGCACGGAGAGAAGAAUUGCAAAGCAGGAGGGCUAAGGAGCUGGCAGAGCGCAAGGACAAAGAACACCAACAGCAUUUGGAGGCACUGGCCAGAGUGGGAGAAAUGCGGAUGCAGCAUGCGACUCAGGUGGCGUCAGAGGCCGUGCAGUUGAAAGCCCGUCGAGUAGGGCAGAGCCGGCUGGAGAAGGAGCGAACGCAGCGGGCCAAUAAGGAAAAGGUGGACCGGGAAAAGGACAGCCGUCGCAGGGAGCUGCAGCAAGCCAUCGAGCGCAAAUCUGAGAGGACCGAGCGCCUAUCCCGAGAGAGACGGAGCGCAUUGGAGAAUGCCCGUUCCAGUGCCCGUGCUUCUUUCCACGUACGUGAAAAGGUGCGUGAGGAGACUAAAACGCGCACCUUUGAUCGAAUGGUGAUGGAAGCCAAGCUUCACGCCAGUCUAGGCAGGAAAUGAGAGAGCUUUAGAUUGAAUGGCCCUUCCAGGCUCUAUUUUACUCCACCAUCAAUGCCUCUGGCCAAGUAUUUGGUUUCUAAAAAAGAUUGGGAGGCGGGAGAAUGGCACAAAUACUUCUUACCUCUCCCACUAUGGAAGAAUGCGUGGAACUUUACAGAAAAAGUCCAUCUUUACUUUUCAAGGACUACUUUUCUUUGGGACCCAGGGAGCUAAGGCUCAGCACAAUUCAUGACCACUCUCACCUGAGUUUUACUUUCUCAUAACCCCUUACCAAGCCUCCUUUGACCUUCUGGGUGGGAUUUCUUGGUAAUGAGCAAUGAGGAACUGGGGAGAAAGGGUAUUCUAGUGAUGGAUAUUCCAAGUUAUUCUGUCACUUUCCAGGUAAUAGCACAAAAAUGAUUACAGCACCGUCCUUUUCCUUUUCCCCUUCUGUGGCAGCUACUCUCUGCACCUUUCUAAACAGGGUUUUGUUUUAAGUGCCAUGACUGAGUGGAGAGAUAGGCUGUCUUGAGAUGGACUCUUUCUAGCCCUCUUCCUUGUCUUGAAAAAGAAAAGUAUAGGUCCAGUAUCUGGGAAUACUCAGGAAGGGAAGCACCGUUAGAAAUUUUAGUCCUACAGGUUACACAGGAAAACUUAUUUUUCCCUUUCUGGUUUUAACAUAUACUUGCUGGAUGUGGGAGAACUCUAGUUCCAGAGGCUGCCUUGUUCUAUCCUGAUUAAAGUGUUCUAGUGAUGGUGGUGGUUAGGAGUCUGUUGACUGACCAUCCCAGUGUAGAGUUUGGAAAGAAUUUGUAACUAAGUUGCUUUAAUACUCACCAGAGAGCAGUCAUGCCUUAAAUAGCAGUGCUAUCCUCAUGUGCCUGCCUUCAUUUCUUCAAUGCUUUGCCCUCAAAACAUCAGCUCCAAGGUGGGCCCCCACAGAGAUUGGUCAUCUAUUUCCUCUGUGGUAGAACAAUGAAAUCCUUACAGCUCUGUUAGCAAAGUUGUGUUUCUGGCAACACUGAGUAUUAUACAGAAUUGCUUGUCUACAAAGUUUGUCACUGGACAACUUUGCUUUUUCUGUCUGUUAAUUUUUCUCUUCCUUCCUGUUGUUUACAUGAGAAAAAAGAAUUGUCUGUCAACCAGACCCUUCUUUACAUAGACUCCUUCCCCUUCCCAUCCCCCCCAAAGUUGUGUUGUCCUAAAUAGGAGUACCCAGAGUCCUAUCUUAAUGGUCCCUGGUUCUCUUCCCUUCCACUUGAAGUCAUUUACCUAGUUUCUCUGCAUCUGCCAAGUGAAGAGAGUGAUACUUCUUUUCUAGCAUUUCUGAGGUUCCAGGAUUAAAGGAGAAGCAUUAGUAUUAAUAACUAUUUUUGCUUUUUUUUUUCUCCACUUAGGAUUGAGAGGAAGGAGAAGCUAAGUAGGAAUAGGGAUUGGACCUUUGAUGCCAUUGAUGGAGGAAAGUCCCAGAUAAAGAAAAUCUCUCCACAAAUGCCAGUCAGCAACUCAAUCUUAGAGAGUUUCCUGAAGCAUUAAGAGGAUAAAUGACUUGCCCUGUAUCAUACAACUGUGAUAUGCCAGACUAGAGAUUUAAAACCCAAGUCUUAACGUUUAUAAGACUUUUAUUCAUUCUACCAGGGCUGCCUCAUACCACUCUAAUUCUUUGCUGAAAACAGGGAUAUCAAAGAACCCUAGAAAUGGAAGGGAAGCAAUGUCUAAUGCAGGAGGUCCCCCUGCAAUAGUCAGUUAGUUACCCAUACUCUGCUUAAACAUUUCCAGGGAUAGAAAACACAUUGCUUUAAAAAUAUGUAUUUUGUCUUUACAUUUAGGAAUAUGUCACUCAUCACAGUCCAAUGAGCUGUCACUUGUAGUGAAUAAGAAACAAAGAAAAAAACAGCUUAACAAACUAAUCAACAUUAAUUUGACUCUACAUGCAACUUUUCAUACUCAUAGAUUGUAGUCUCUACAAAGAAGGGAGAGAGUGCUUAUUGUUUUUAUAGGUGGAUUAUUCUGUUGUCAUAUAGCUCUCAUUAUUAAAGAAAUACUGUAUUGAAAUUUAAUUCCCUCUGAAAAGAAUUGGACCUGGUUCUGUCCUCUUUAGAGAAGGAAGAUGGGAAAAUAUUAUUCUUUACAUUUAAAAAAUAAGGGAAGAGACAUGAAUUAAAUACAUUUUGUGUAGGGUAGUCAUCAUGGUAGGAAAAAGAACCUACUGGAACUUAGAUUUAGGGAGAUCUGGGUGCAUUUCUUACACUUUAUAGCUGUGUAACUCUGGACAAGUGACAUUUCCCCAAGAAUUAUGUCAUGAUGAGUUGCUAACUGCCUCUGUGGAGGGAGUUCUUCUGGGGAAGGUAGGGUGCUUCCCAUUAAUGAAAUCACAGAUGCUUCAAAGAUUCAGUAGGCAGACUUCUUUCUAGAAGUUUUGGUCAGGUGCUGACAUCUAUUGAGUAUAAAUGUCAGAGAAAAUGAUGUUUUUGUAUUAAACUUAAGACCCUGAUGAAAUCAGAAGUAUCAACUUUCUCAGCUUUAAUCUUGAAAAGGAUUUUUUUAUCCAUGGAAUUUUUCUUCAUUGCAACCCAAAUGUCAGUAACUUGUAAUGGCCAGCAUUGCGUAUUCUUUGAGGGUUUUAAAAUAAGAGAUUAUAAUGUAGUUGUGGCUACUUAUUUUCUUUUCCGUUAUUGAAUGUUAAAGGACUUCUCAAACUUUAAUGAAAAAAAUCAAUUCUGAGAUUUAUUUCUUCUAUAUGAAUGUGUGUAUAUGUAUCUUUAUUAUGAAACUGAAAAUUGAGACAAGGUUUUGUGGGUAGAACAACUGAAAAGUAGUUAGAUAAUAUGAUCUAAGUUUAGUCCAUGUUUGUGGUUGUUGUUCUUCUUUUACUUACACUGUAACAUGUGUACAUCACCUCUGUGUGCCUCAGUUUAUCCACUUGUGAAACAGGAACAAUGAUGCCUGUCCCUCACUUAUUUCAUAGGGACAUUGUACAAAUGAAUGAAAAUUUCAGUUUUACUCUAUUCUCCCUGUCCCGUAUUUAUACUUUGGAGAAGUAUUUGAAAUCACUAUUCUCUCUCCACAGGGCAGCUAGGUGGCACAGUGGAUGAGGGCCAGGCCUGAAGUCAAGAAGACAUAUCUUCCUGAGUUCAAAUCUAGCCUCAGAUGCUUCCUAGCCAUGUGGCCCAAUGCAAAUCACUUAACCCUGUUUGUUUCAGUUUUCUUAUCAGUUACAUGAACUGGAGAAGGGGCAAACCAUUCUAGUAUCUUUGCCAAGAAAACUCCAAAUGAGGUCAAAAACAGUCAGACUCCACUGAAACAACUGAAUAACAUUAACUCCUCAAUGGGUUGCCUUACAACACUCUAUGGAACUUAUUUGGUUUAUGCAAAUAUUCUGAUAUGGAAGUCAGAUGUCUCAAAAAGGUUAUUCUUCAAUUUGAAUUACAUGUGGCUAAUUUAGUCAUCACUAAAGUAGAUGAUGACUCACUUGAGCUUAGAAAAAGGUUGUAUAUAAAAGCAAAAGUAUUGGUUUCUUAAGAAUAAAAAUAAUUGUCCAUGGUGGUUAUAAUGAUACAACAGAAGAUAGAGCUCAAAUUUAGUAACAGUGAAGUUCUGUCAAGGCGAAUUUUUGACUAGUACAAUUUUGACUAGUACAAAAAUGAGCCUUGGCAGAACUUUACUGUUCUUGAACUUGGAGACUGAAGUCCUCAGCUAAAAUUCUAGCUUGGAUGAUUACUAUCUGUGUGACGAAAGACAAGUUAUUUUACCCUCCCCCCCCAAACCUCAGUUUCUUUAUCUGUAAAAUCAAGAGUAAUAAUAUUUGUCCUACUUCCCUCAUAGGAUUUGGUCAACUUUCCAGCAGCUCAGCUUUGGUAUCAACCAUUGAAAUUAGUGUUCAAGUUGCUUUCUAGGUGAGGAGGGCAAUAUAUAUCCAAGGAAGUACAAUUAAUUCACAAGCCCUCUUGUUUUAUAGAUGAGGGCACAAAGACUCAGAUAUGGAGGAUAUAGAAAGAUAAUGCAAAUAGGAGAGAAUAUUUGUUUUCUCCAUUGACGGAGGGAAAAUAUAAAGGAUCGAUCUGGAAAAACUAGAGUAAAUUUAAAGAAUGGGAAAACUUGACUUACUUCUUCUGGUAUAAGAAUCUACUAGAGGACUCCAAGAUUAUUCCCAUUGCCACUUGGAAGAUUUAUUCACACAGAAUAGAGGUAAUGCACAGAAGCAAGAGAAAAAGAAGUUUCAGUUUGUUGGAACUUGAGGCCAGGUCUUUGGUUUCAAAGUUGAGUGUUCUUCCCAUGUGAACUUACAGUCUUAGAUUAAAUUGAUGAGUCAAGAAAAACUUACGCCAUGCUCAGAAUAUGACAAAACACUAUAGGAGGGCAAAAAGUAGGAAACUUCCUUCUAAAUGUUCUGCAGUUAUUAUAGAAUCAUAAAAUUAGGCAUUAAACAAAGGUUCCAUAUAAUAAGGACCAAAAAGAAGAAAGUUAAUUUUUAUAAAUUUGUUUCAUAUGAAGAGAUAAAACAUGAUAUAAUGCAGGAAAAAAAAACAAAAACAAAAAACCAAAACACUAGAUUCAGAAUUAUAAGGUCUGAGUUUGUGUCCUGGUUCUCCUAUACAAAUUAUAUCGGCCUUGCCUACCUCACAGGGUUGUUGUGAGGAUCAAAAGGAGAUCAUGUAUUUGGAAAGGCUUUUUAAGGUAUAAAAUGUUCUAUAAAUGUAAGAUAUAAUUACUAUUGUAA